This is a messenger RNA of Rhinolophus ferrumequinum (greater horseshoe bat), 3764 nucleotides long. Its product is annotated as zinc finger protein 709-like. The transcript has 4 exons. The coding region runs from base 145 to 2004 and encodes 619 amino acids. Gene Ontology annotation, molecular function: DNA-binding transcription factor activity; RNA polymerase II cis-regulatory region sequence-specific DNA binding. Lineage: Eukaryota; Metazoa; Chordata; Mammalia; Chiroptera; Rhinolophidae. Gene Ontology annotation, biological process: regulation of transcription by RNA polymerase II. The record is from RefSeq and is a predicted model, not a curated record.
UCAGAGACCAUCGAGGAAGUUCCGGAUUGCGUCUCACCUGCGGGUAACGGACCAGGUGUAUCUGCGGUUUCGUCAAUCCAGUUCUGACCUGGCCCCGGCUGCGGGAACUGAAGGGACUUCACCGGGGUACCCCAGAAGCCGGCCAUGGACUCAGUGGGCUUUGAGGAUGUGGCUGUGACCUUCAGCCUGGAGGAGUGGGCUCUGUUGGAUCCCUCACAGAAGAAACUCUACAGAGAUGUGAUGCGGGAAACCUUCAGGAACCUGGCCUCAGUAGGUAAAGAAUGGGAAGAUGAUGACAUUGAAGAUGAGUACAGAAACAAGGAGAAAAAACUAAGAAGUCAUAAGAUAGAGAGACUCUGUGAAAGUAAAGAAGGUAGUCAAUGUGAGAAAAACUUCAGCCGUGUUCCAAAUCUCAAUUUGAAGCGGAAAACUCUUUCUAGAGUAGAACCAUGGGAAUACAGAACGUGUGGAAAAGUCUUUGUGCGUCAUUCAUCUCGUAAUAGGCACACCACAUGUCUCACUGGACAAAAGUCCUCUGAGUAUGAGAAAUACGGAAAGAAAGCACAUAAUUAUAAGGUCUUAGGCAGAGUGUUCAGUUAUCUUCAAUUUUUUGAAAAACAUGAAAAAAAUGACAAUGGAGAGGAACAUGGUAAGUGUAAGGAAUGUGGGAAAGUCUUCAUGUCACUAAAAACCCUUCAACGGCACAUGAGCACACAUUCUGUAGAUGCUUCUUAUAAAUGUAAGGGGUGUGGGAAAACCUUUACUUCUUCAGCUUCUCUUCAAAUAUGUGAAAGAACCCACACAGGAGAGAAGCCCUAUCAGUGUAAACAAUGUGGAAAAGCCUUAAGGUGUUAUCAAAGUCUUCAAAUACAUGAAAGAAAUCACACUGGAGAGAAACCCUAUAUAUGUAAAAAAUGUAGUAAAGCAUUCAGCUGUCUCCCUUAUCUUCGAAGUCAUGAAAGAACUCACAGUGCAGAGAAACCCUAUGAAUGUAAGGAAUGUGGAAGGGCCUUUAGAUAUCAUCAAAGUUUCCGAAAACAUGAAAGAAAAUUCAUUGGAGAUAAGUCCUAUGAGUGUAAGGAAUGUGGAAAAGCAUUCAGAUGUUAUAAAAGUUAUCGAAUACAUGGACGAAAUCAUACUGAAGAGAAACCCUAUGAAUGUAAGGAAUGUGGAAGAGCCUUCAAAAGUCAUCACACUUUUCGAAUACAUGAGAGAAAAUUCAUUGGAGAGAAGCCCUAUGAAUGUAAGGAAUGUGGGAAAGCUUUCAGAUGUUACAAAAGUUUUCAAAUACAUGAAAGAAAUCACACUGCAGAGAAACCCUAUGAUUGUAAAAAAUGUAAUAAAGCAUUCAGUUGUCUCCCUUACCUUCGAAAACAUGAAAGAAGUCACACUGAAGAGAAACCCUAUGAGUGUAAAAAUUGUAGGAAAACAUUCAAGUAUCCCAGUGAUCUUCGAACACAUGAAAGAAAUCACACUGAAGAGAAACCCUAUGCAUGUGAGGAAUGUAAAAAAGCCUUCAGACAUUACAGUUCCUUACAAAUUCAUGAAAGGAUGCACACAGGAGAGAAACCCCAUGAAUGUAAACACUGUGGUAAAGCCUUCACUUGGCGCACCACCCUUCGAAGACACAUGAAAAUGCAUACUGGAAACACACCUUAUCAUUGUAAGGAAUGUGGGAAAGCAUUCACCUGCCUUAGUUUGUAUCAAAGACAUGAAAGGACUCACACUGGAGAGAAACCCUAUGAAUGUAAACAAUGUGGUAAAGCCUACAGACAAAAGUGUUCCUUACAAAUUCACAAAAGAACUCAUACGGGAGAAAAACCCUAUGAAUGUAAGGAAUGUGGAAAAUCUUUCAAUCGUAAAAAAAUCCUUCAAGUACACGUGAUAGUGCACACUAGAGAGAAAUCAUAUAAAUGUGAAGAAUGUGGGAAAGCUUUCAGUCAUUCCUCUGCCUUCCAUAAGCAUGAAAGGACUCACUGGAUAAAACCUGUUGAAUAUAAGUAAUAUGGGGAAGAUUUCAGUUAGCCCACAUCCUUACAUGUGAAAUCUCCCACCAAAAAGAAAUAAAAUCUAAUGUGAGAAGGCUUGAUGGAAAUUAUUCAUGUUUACUGUUCCAGAAAACACUCGAAAAUUUGUUAUUAAAAUUGUAAAUAAAGUGUGUUUACCAUCUUUCUUCAAGUGCAUAAUUGGAAUGUGGAGUUCUACUGUAGUUAACCCUUGAACAGCUGUGCUUUAAAGUCCUCACCACCCGUGCAAUUGAAAAUCUGCAUAUGAUUUAAGCCAGCCUGCAUAUAAGUGGAUUUCUAACCCUCAGUCCUAAAUACAGUUGACCCUUGAACAACAUGAGUUUGAAUUGCAUGAGUCUUGUUAUACGUGGAUUUUUCUUCAAGAGUCAACGUUAAUUAUUUUCAUAAUGAUUAUUGAGUUAAUUCUAUGUGUUGUCUUUCAACAAGUACAUAACAUUAAUAAGUAGUGAUUUUUCAUUAAAUCAGUUAAUCGUAUUAUCUCUUUACAUUUUGAAGCCUGUUAUAUCCAUGGGUGAAUUUAAGUGUAUUUCUAUUACUUAAUGUUUAAUGAGGCUUUAUUUGUUUAAUGUUCGGAGGCCAUUGAAAAAUGAUAGUUUGGUAUUUUGUGGGAUUUUCCUCCUGGCCUUGUGACACUUCCUUGAUACCUGUAGUCCUUUCUACAUAUCCUACCUUAAUUACUGACAAAAUUCCUCUUUUAGGGUGACAGGUAUAAUAAGAACCUUGUUCCAUUUUCAAUGCUAAUAAACAGUUGGAGUUAAUUUUCAUGUCAAGUUUAUGAAAGAGUAUAAUUAUAUUUGGUGUUUUGCUUUUAUUUUCCUUGACUGAUAGUUAGUGAAUAGUAUCUGAUUUAAGAAGAGAGACCUGUGUUAUCACAAAAUAUCUAGGGUUGGAGAUACUCCCCCUGUCAGUAAUGUUAGGAACUCAGUAAUGUUAGGAAUGUAGAAAGUCCUUCAGUCCUAUGCUUAACAGUAAAGAUUCCCCAUAACAAGAAAGAUACAGACUUCGUUUACCUUCAUUUCUGCAUUUGGUAAACAAUUUGUAUAUAGACUAUGUAGUCAUUUUGUUGGACACUAUUAUCUGGGACUUGAAAUUUCGUGUUGAUUUGGGCAACAUUUUUGUGGUGUCUUUUGGUUGUUAAUGUCAUUGAUGAGAUUUUUAUUUACCUUCAUAUAUUUAAGAUGUUAUAAUAUUUACAUGUUUUACUGCUCUACACACUGACACAAUAUAUCCACCAUAACCUCAUGGAGUUCCUUCCAUUUAGGGAAACACCUACAUUCAUGUGUAUUGUUCUAGCCCAUCCUGAGUCUAUUCUAUGAGUAGGAUGACAUCUAUGCAAAUCUACUCUGAUUACCCAGUAAAAACACCAAAAUUGCUAAAGAUAUUUAGAAACAAUCAUCCAAUGAAUAACUGAGGUGAGCUAUAGAAAAAGGGUAUUACCCAUAAUAUUCUAAUAUUAUGGGUAUUACCCAUAAUAUCCUAAUUUAGUAUAAAGAAGAUAUGAUAAAUAUUUCAAUGUCUUUGUUUACCUCAGGAAUGGCUGGAAGUCUUUUGAGUUCAUGAUCUACAAAUCCCAUAGCCCAUUUUGCUGUUCACAGGUUUCAUUUCCAUAUGGUUAGACUUCUAGCACAUGUUGUGAAAUACUGGAAUACAAAAGUAUAGGUGUAAUAUUUUAUAAAGAGCAAAGGAAUUCAAUCUUUGCAAUUUUUUAGUGAUAAUUUGCGUAUUGGGGUUUCAUUC